Messenger RNA from Priapulus caudatus, 913 nucleotides. Its product is annotated as sulfotransferase family cytosolic 1B member 1-like. Bases 1 to 894 code for a protein of 297 amino acids. NCBI's taxonomy places the organism in Eukaryota, Metazoa, Priapulida, Priapulimorpha, Priapulimorphida, Priapulidae. Gene Ontology annotation, molecular function: sulfotransferase activity. Gene Ontology annotation, biological process: sulfation. Gene Ontology annotation, cellular component: cytoplasm. The transcript has 7 exons. The record is from RefSeq and is a predicted model, not a curated record.
AUGUCAACCUCUCUCGAGAUGUCUUCUGUAGACCUCAGUGGACUGUGUGAUAGGGUAUUGGCAAUUUAUGUCCCGGAAGGUCACAUACUCAGAUUGGAGGAAAAUAACAACUUCGAGAUUCGUUCAGACGACAUCUGGGUCAUCACAUACCCUAAAUGUGGUACCACGUGGACGCAGGAAAUCGUCUGGCUCGUAUGCAACAACGCCGACACGGAAACGGCCAACACCGUAGAACUGGAUACACGCUUCCCGUUCUUUGAGUAUCCGUUCACUAAUCAGAAGCGUGUGAUCAGAAAGAUGCCCUCGCCACGUCUAAUUAAGACUCACCUCGCACUACCUGUACUGCCUCACCAGAUAAGGGAAAAGAAGCCAAAGAUCAUAUACACGAUGAGAAAUCCGAAGGACACAUGCGUUUCAAUGUACCACUUCGUAAAGCUGCUAACGCCCAUCAACUACAAAGGCAAUUUCGAGGAGUUUACAAAGGAGUUCUUCAUGGGUGUCACUGUUGGUCACGGGUCGUUUUGGGACCAUCACCGUGACUACUGGAGGCUAAAAAAUGAAAUGAAUAUUCUAAUACUAAAAUAUGAAGACUUGAUCACGGAUCUGGCCAAGGAGGUGAAGAGGAUAGCGGCAUUCCUGGAAAAGGAGCUAACUGAGGAGCAGGUGCAAACCAUCGUCGAACACUGCACGUUCAAGACGAUGAAGGACAAUUCUGCAAGCAACCAAUCUCAUAUUCAGAACAUGGGACUCAUGAGAGCUGGGAUGGGCAAUUUCAUGCGCAAAGGAAAAAUUGGUGACUGGAAGAAUUACUUCACUCCCGAGCUGAACGACAUGGUGGACCAACUGAAUAAGAAAUACCUGGAGCCUGAAGGACUCACCUUCGACUAUGAAUAAAUACUACGUCUAACACAAG